Molecule: messenger RNA, 3097 nt
Organism: Poecilia latipinna (sailfin molly)
Lineage: Eukaryota; Metazoa; Chordata; Actinopteri; Cyprinodontiformes; Poeciliidae
Gene: frmd3
Product: FERM domain containing 3
Exons: 17
Coding region: 472-2457 (661 amino acids)
Biological process (GO): actomyosin structure organization
Cellular component (GO): cytoskeleton
Molecular function (GO): cytoskeletal protein binding
Source: RefSeq, a predicted model, not a curated record
UUGUUUGGAAAUCUGAGUGCAGCUGUCAGAUUUUACUGCAGCGAAUUCACCUGAAUCGUCAGCAUAAACAAAGUGAUGGAGCUGAAAUUUGAUGGACACACACAGCGGAAGCAGGGUUAAACCAGACGGAGAGAGAGAGAGAGAGAGAGAGGGAGAGGAGAAAAGCCAUCAUCUCUCCUGGAGAUCAAUAAGCGGGCCACAAAGAGAGCAGACGGACACAAUCCUUCCUUCCUCCCUCCCGCUCUGUCGCAUCCAUCCAUUCUCUUAUCCAUCCAUCUAUCCAUUCAUCCAUCCACCCAUUCAUCUCCAAGGGCGGUUCAAGGGGUGACGAGACCAGACGGACACAUGUUAUGCCGUGCGUAAAGCGUGACCCCUCCGUGUGUUUUUUACACGUUUUUUUUUUUCUUUUUUGCAUCUGUUUCGCACUUGGAGACACUGACAUGAGGAGCUGAAACCGACACCGACCCAACAAUGAAAAUGCUCCGGUUUCGCAGCCCCAGCAUACGCUCCUUGGACCAGGAGGUCCUCUGCACGAUCCGAUUACUGGACGACUCCGAGAUCUCCUGCACCAUCCAGAAAGAGACCAAAGGCCAGUUCCUGUUGGACCAUGUUUGUAAUCACUACAACCUGCUGGAGAAGGACUACUUUGGCAUACGAUACGUAGAUCCUGAGAAGCAAAGGCACUGGCUGGAGCCCAACAAGCCUGUGGUGAAGCAAAUGAAGUCAGCUCUGCACCCGUUCACAAUGUGCUUCCGGGUCAAGUUCUACCCCCACGAGCCAAUGAAAAUUAAGGAGGAGCUCACCAGGUAUCUCCUGUACCUCCAGCUGAAGAGAGACAUCUACCACGGCCGCCUCCUGUGUCCCUUUGCUGAGGCGGCGUACCUGGGAGCCUGCAUCGUACAGGCUGAGCUGGGAGAUUAUGACCCAGAGGAGCAUCCAUCAGACUACAUCAGAGACUUCAAGCUGUUCCCUAAACAGUCCCUCAAACUGGAGAGGAAGAUUAUGGAAAUACACAAAAAUGAGCUCAGGGGACAGUGUGCAGCCUUGGCGGAGUUAAAUAUGCUUCAACGAGCCCACAGCCUGGAAACGUAUGGAGUCGACCCCCAUCCAUGCAAGGACUUUACAGGCUCGACUGCCUUUCUGGGCUUCACGGCCACGGGGUUUGUGGUUUUCCAGGGAAACAAGAGGAUACACCUGCUCAAAUGGGGUGACGUGAGCAAGCUAAAGUUUGAAGGCAAAACCUUUUAUGUCAUCGGAGUCCAAAAAGAGAUUAACUGUACCGUUUGUAAUCCUGUCCACCAUCACACACAAUCUAUAUGUGUGUCGCUGUUUCAGAUCUCCUUAACAGGCAGGAUUCAAUGUAACAGGAUGUCUUCACUGAAAAAGCUGGUGUUGACAUUUCACACCACGACUCCUGCAGCGUGUAAGCACCUAUGGAAGUGUGGGGUGGAGAACCAGGCCUUUUACAAGUGUGCGAAGUCGAGUCAGAUAAAGACCGUCUCAAGCAGUAACAUCUUCUUCAAAGGCAGCAGGUUCAGAUACAGUGGAAAAGUAGCAAAGGAAGUGAUAGAGGCCAGCUCCAAGAUUCAGCGAGAUCCACCCGAGGUUCACAGAGCACAGUUUGGUCAGAGUCGAAGUUAUAACUCUCUGAGCCAUAAAAACCUGAUCAUGAACAUGGAGCCUCUGGUUCCCGCACUGCCAUCCACCAACGAAUACGAAGAGGCGGCAGCAGACCCCGCAGGCGUUGUUGCUGUGAAGGAUCCAGUUCCUCUGUCUCCUCUCGAACCCUCAGCAGCGGCGGACACAGAACAAUCAUGUGCAGAGAGGGGAAGCUCUUCUUUGAUCAAUGACCUGCAGCCUCACUGUGUCUCCAUGGAAACCCCAUACCUCCCACCCCUAACACCAAAAGCUGAAGACGGACUGGAGGAAGACGACGAGGGCGGCGGUGCACUCACCAUCUCUGAACUUGCAUACAGCCCCUGCGCCAGCAUGCUCCCCACCCCAGUGGAAGACAGUCAGGGAGGGGUCAACCAGCUCUUCUCCAGUCCUGUCCAGAGUCCCGCUAGACUGCUGAGAGAGCUCCAUGCUGACCCCGACAUCCAGGCCCAGUUGGAGGCCGAGAGGGAGCGGGACCGUGAAUUUGAACGCACUCGCCUGGCCGCCAGAAGCCGAAUGAGCGGAAUCCUGGCCAGCAGCCUGCGGCUGCUUUCGUCCAACGAGAGAGUCAACACCUGGGUGCUGGGGGUAGCCAGGUUCGUAGCCGUGCUCAUGGGGGUCCUGCUCAUCACUGUGCCCACACUGCUGCUGCUGCUGGAGUCGGACAUCGACGUCUCGUUCCUCCACGAGAUCCGACAGACGCCAGAGUUUGAGCAGUUCCACUACGAGUAUUACUGCCCGCUUCGACGCUGGAUUCUGUGCAAGAUCAGCAUGGCCAUGGAGAACCUGUGGUCUGACUAGGCAAGUCAAGACGGAGAAAGGGAGAGAAAUCAGUGAUGAGUCAAGGAAAAAGGAAAAAGCUGGGCCCAAAUGUCUGUCUAAACAUGUGAUUUAAUGUGAAAUGUCUUAAAAAGCGACGCCUCUUAAGGUAGACAAUUCAACCUGCCAAUGAGAUGAAGGAAAAUCGCUUGUUUGAAUUGAGUCAGUGCGUGCUAAACAUUUUGGAAACAAGUAUUGUUCUUUCUCAUUGGUAGAAUGACUUACCUCUUAGUAAACCUGAAACUAGGGAGGGAAAUCCUUCUUUAUUAUGAAGUUGAAUCACUUGAUAAGACUGACAUUUCUGGCAAGAACUACCUGAGAACAAAAAGGGAAGUCAUGGAGGGAAGGGAAACUGAGAAAUGUAUUAGUUUUAUUGUUUUUAUUUUCCUUUAGAUUUGAAGGCCUCUCCACUCCUGAUGCCGACGAGUUCAGGCAAAGCCUCUACAGUAGGCGUCACAAACUGUUCUGAUUGGUGUUCAUCCUUCGAACCAGAUCACCUGAUUGGCUAUCAAGUCUGUCAGUCAUGAUGGAGUGGGUGGGAAAUGAAAGAGUAAAAAAUGCAUACUUACCAGUAAACAAAAGCAACAAUCUGAGCAACAGAUUAAAAAAAAAAAAAAAAAAA